UACAAUCCAGCGGAUGCAUCAUCAAUAUAAGAAUGAGAAAGGCAGAGGCCAGUUACAAAACCGUGGACAGCAGAUUUGAGCUUUUUAGUCCCACGCAUGUCUUCAGCCGAGUCAGGAGUGCGGCUUGCCAAAUCUAAAACAGUUGAGAGAACAAGAGUGCAAACUAGGCGUGGCCACGCGGCAGCAGAUUUCGUGAACCUCGCAUUGCAUUCGAGUCUUGGCACUGCCACCGGCGACCGGACACGGUCAGUUUGCCCGGGUAGAAGGAGAGUUUGGCGUGAGACAAACCCACCAGUUUCCACGAAGCACACAGAUGGGGACACGAGACUCAUCAUCGCACUCCCGUCGCUCGCACCAAGUUGGUUGACCCGUUACGCGCAAUCGAGUUUGCGAAUUUUCUCUGUGGUUGAGGAAGCGGAAGCUCUUGCUUAUACCCGGAAAGGAGUUAAUUUACCCAAAAUUUUCACUUGAAUCCGAUUGCUGUGCUUUCAAAAGUUUGAGGUCCCAGGAGGCAGGACAGAGCAAGCUGGAGGAAGAUCAUUGCCACCGAUCAACACCACUGCCGGUAGAAAUGGGCAAAUUCUGUACAGACACACCAUGGGGAAGUCUGAAUGACAGAAUGAACAGAUAAGUUUCUUUGAAAAUCAUCUGUUAAUAAUUGAGAGAAAUCAAGGACUCCAACAAGAGCGAAAAGUUUGACUCCUUGGCACCGUUGACCUGUCUUCAGGCUCCAGCUGCCUUCUUCCUUCGCCCUGGAGCAGCAGCAGCCACCCACGGCCAUGGAAAAAGCAAGAGCAACGACUUUUGACUGACUCCGCCCAUCCAUCGCACCGCCGCACGCGGCCCAGCAUACCCGGCCGAACACGCCACUCCGGCACGCCCCAAUCCAUUAAUCCAUCCCCAUUCCACCGCACAGCCGAAACAAUGGCGCGCGCCCUCGGCAGCCGCACGGCGGCGCUCACGCUGACGCUCCUCCUGUCCCUCCUCCUCCUUACCAUGGCGGCGGCGCAGCAGGAGUACGAGGCCAACAAGCAGAACGCCUGCUACUCCACCAACAGCAGCUCCGUGCUCGGCUACGUCUGCAACGCCACCGCCGCCGCCGCGUCCGCCCCCUGCGCCACCUACCUCGUCUUCCGCUCCUCCCCGCCCUAUUACCAAACCCCGGUCUCCAUCUCCUUCCUCCUCAACUCCGACCCCGCCGCCGUCGCCGACGCCAACGCCGUGCCGACCGUCUCCGCCAUCGCCGCCUCCCACCUCGUCCUCGCCCCCAUCCCCUGCGCCUGCUCCCCGCGGGGCUUCUACCAGCACAACGCCACCUACGAGAUCCAGUUCGACGAGGAAACCUACCUCAUCAUCGCCAACAACACCUACCAGGGCCUCACGGCCUGCCAGGCGCUCAUCGCGCAGAACCCCGACCACGACAGCCGCCGGCUCGUCAAGGGGAACAACCUCACCGUGCCGCUACGCUGCGCGUGCCCCUCGCCGGCCCAGCGCGCCGGGGGCGUCCGGCACUUGCUCACCUACCUCGUCACCUGGGGCGACACCGUCUCCGCCAUCGCCGCCCGGUUCCGCGUCGAGCUACAAGCGGUGCUCGACGCCAACAGCCUCACCGGGACCGAAACCAUAUUCCCCUUCACCACGCUGCUCAUCCCGCUCAAGAACGCGCCCACGGCUGACAUGCUCGUGUCCCCGGCCUCGCCGCCCGCGCCGUCUCCGCCGCAGACCUCGCAGCCGCCGGCGGAUGGAGGGUCCGGGAGCGGGAGGUGGGUCGCCGUCGGGGUCGGUGUUGGCGUCGGCGUCCUCGCGCUCGCGGGCCUUGCUGUCCUGGCGUUGAUUUGGGUUCGGCGGCGGCGUGCGCGGCCCGGCGUUGGGGAAGAAAGCGGUCGCCCGGGGAGAAGUAAGGUGGCUCUCGACGUGCCCUCGUCGGCGGAUUACGACGCCCUGGCCUCCGGCAAGCAUACGACCGGCACGACGACGACCACGACCUCCACCUCGUCGUCGUCCGCGGCGGCCAUGAGGACGCUGCUGUCCAGCGACGCGCGCGCGGCGGCGGAGUCGCUGACGGUGUACAAGUACUCGGAGCUGGAGAAGGCGACGGAGGGGUUCUCGGAGCAGCGGCGGGUGGCCCCGAACGCGUCCGUGUACCGGGCCGUGUUCAACGGCGACGCGGCGGCCGUGAAGCGCGUGGCGGGCGACGUGAGCGGCGAGGUGGGCAUCCUGAAGCGCGUGAACCACUCCAGCCUCGUCCGCCUCUCCGGCCUCUGCGUCCACCAGGGCAACACCUACCUCGUCUUCGAGUUCGCCGAGAACGGCGCCCUCAGCGAGUGGCUCUACGGCGCCCGCUCCGCCGCAAACUCCACACUCGUGUGGAAGCAGCGGAUCCAGGCGGCAUUCGACGUGGCCGACGGGCUCAACUACCUCCACCACUACACCAACCCGCCCUGCGUGCACAAGAACCUCAAGAGCAGCAACGUUCUCCUGGACGCCGACCUCCGCGCCAAGGUCUCGAGCUUCGGCCUGGCGCGCGCCGUCCCAGAGGGCGUUGGCAGCGGCGCGCAGCUCACGCGCCACGUGGUGGGCACGCAGGGGUACCUGGCGCCCGAGUACCUGGAGCACGGCCUCAUCACGCCCAAGCUCGACGUCUUCGCCUUCGGGGUCAUCCUCCUCGAGCUGCUCUCCGGGAAGGAGGCGACGUUCGACGGCGAAGGCGAGAAAAGAGGGGAGACGACGACGACGACGCUGCUGUGGGAGUCCGCGGAGGGGAUGGCACUGGCCGACGACGGCGGGGACGCGCGGGGCAAGGUGCGCGAGUUCAUGGACCCGCGGCUGAAAGGCGACUACCCGCUGGACCUCGCCGUGGCCGUGGCGUCGCUGGCGGCGCGGUGCGUGGCGAGGGAGCCCCGCGCGCGGCCGGCCAUGAAGGAGGUGUUCGUCACGCUCUCGGCGGUGUACAACUCCACCCUGGAUUGGGACCCGUCGGAUUACGGCAACUCUGGCUCUUCCAUUGUGGGGAGAUAAGAUAGUGUAUCAAUUUAGCAUUCAUUUCCGGAGAUGAACGGAUGAUUUUGAGUCGAAUUUUGUGUUAAUUUCCGCUUGUUGUGUAUAAGUACGAUACAGUAUAGUACUAGUAUUGGCGUGCAGCUAGAGUGAAAACAAAUGCAAAUCUGAAAUUGGUGAUUUAUCCUGAGGUCAAAUUUCUGAAA
This is a messenger RNA of Brachypodium distachyon (stiff brome), 3203 nucleotides long. RefSeq names its product protein LYK5. Gene Ontology annotation, biological process: protein phosphorylation. The record is from RefSeq and is a predicted model, not a curated record. The transcript has a single exon. Gene Ontology annotation, molecular function: ATP binding; protein kinase activity. Bases 925 to 3018 code for a protein of 697 amino acids. Lineage: Eukaryota; Viridiplantae; Streptophyta; Magnoliopsida; Poales; Poaceae.